CCCCCUUCCUCUCAUUUCUUCUCCGCUCGUUAUCUUUCCAUUCAUAUCACCACACCAGAAAAUUCCCUCUCUAGCUCUGUGGGGGAAGGAAGAUGGAGAUGGCUGACCAGAAGACAGUGGCCAAAGAUGCCGUCUCCGGCAACGGCGUCCAACGGAAGUCGAUCGAGGACUUCGAUCCUCCGGCGAAGCCCCACCUUAACAAGUAUGCUUCCGCCUGCGCCAUCCUGGCCUCCAUGACCUCCGUUUUGCUCGGUUAUGAUAUAGGAGUGAUGAGCGGGGCAGUGUUAUACAUACAGAUGGAUCUGAAGAUAAGUGACACUAAGGUCGAGAUCUUGACCGGGAUCCUUGCCUUGUACUCACUCCUCGGGUCGGCGAUGGCGGGACGAACCUCCGACUGGAUCGGCCGCCGUUACACCAUCGUGUUGGCUGGGGCCAUCUUCUUCGUCGGGGCCCUCCUCAUGGGAUUUGCCCCCAACUACAGCUUCCUCAUGUUCGGCCGCUUCGUCGCUGGCAUCGGCGUCGGCUACGCCCUCAUGAUCGCUCCCGUCUACGCGGCUGAGGUCUCCCCUGCCUCCUCUCGCGGCUUCCUCAGCUCCUUUCCCGAGGUUUUCAUCAAUGCUGGCAUCCUCCUCGGCUACAUCUCCAAUUAUGCCUUCUCCAAGCUCCGCCUUAACCUCGGGUGGCGUAUGAUGCUCGGAGUGGGAGCAAUCCCCUCGGUCAUGCUUGCCUUCGGGGUCCUCGCCAUGCCGGAGUCCCCCCGAUGGCUCAUCAUGCAAGGCCGCUUGGGAGACGCGAAGCGUGUCCUAGCCAGGACCUCCGACUCCAAAGAGGAGGCCGCGCUUCGGCUUGCUGACAUUAAGGAGGCUGCUGGUAUUCCUAAGGAGUGCAAUGACGAUGUUGUCAAGGUCACAAAGCGAAGCACUGGGGAGGGCGUGUGGCGCGAUCUACUCCUCCACCCGACCCGGUCCGUCCAACACAUCCUCAUCUGCGCAGUUGGGAUCCAUUUCUUCCAACAAUCCUCUGGUAUCGACGCUGUCGUCCUCUACAGCCCUCGUAUCUUCGCGAAGGCAGGUAUCCACUCCUCCAACAAAAAGCUCCUUGCCACCAUCGCAGUCGGCUUCGUAAAGACGAUGUUCAUUCUCGUUGCCACCUUCCUCCUCGAUCGGGUCGGGAGACGGCCGUUGCUGCUGACCAGCGUGGGCGGGAUGAUCGUCUCGCUGGCCUCCCUCGGAAUGUGCCUCACCAUCAUCGACAAUAGCCAUACAAAAGUCAUGUGGGCGGUGGCUAUGUGCAUCGCAUCAGUGUUGUCCUACGUGGCCUUCUUCUCCAUCGGGAUGGGACCAAUAACAUGGGUGUACAGUUCAGAGAUAUUUCCGCUGAGGCUACGCGCGCAAGGGUGCGCGAUCGGCGUCGGCAUGAACCGAGUGGUGAGUGGAACGUUAGCGAUGACGUUCAUAUCACUAUACAAGGCGAUCACGAUCGGAGGGGCCUUCUUCUUGUACGCGGGGAUCGCUUGCGUCGCAUGGGUGUUCUUCUACACGCUGAUGCCGGAGACGCAGGGGCGAACGCUAGAGGAGAUGGGGCAGUUUUUUGGUAAAUUCACCAAAUGGAGGUCUGCGGCGAGGGAGCUGGAUAUGCAAAGGAGCAAAGUGGUGGUCAAUGGUGACGGCACCGGCGAGGGAACGUUAGGAAAAUGAUUAUACGGUGGGGGGUAUCAGGUAGAUAUCAAAAGCCUUUGUUAGGGUUUUUUGAGUAAUUACACAUACAUAGUGUGAUGGUUGAUGAUGGAUAACGACGAAAGGGGUUGCUUCUUGUUUGACAUUUUUAAGAAACAGAAACAAAUUACUAUGAUGAAUAUUAAAAGAAGAAGCCCAGAGAAAUUCCUCAAGAAAUUCAAUUGUCGUUGGAAUAAGAAAUCUCCUCUUUCUCCUUUGA
Messenger RNA from Rhodamnia argentea, 1935 nucleotides. Its product is annotated as polyol transporter 5-like. NCBI's taxonomy places the organism in Eukaryota, Viridiplantae, Streptophyta, Magnoliopsida, Myrtales, Myrtaceae. The record is from RefSeq and is a predicted model, not a curated record. Gene Ontology annotation, molecular function: carbohydrate:proton symporter activity. The coding region runs from base 93 to 1697 and encodes 534 amino acids. Gene Ontology annotation, biological process: transmembrane transport. The transcript has 3 exons. Gene Ontology annotation, cellular component: membrane.